Hordeum vulgare subsp. vulgare (domesticated barley) is the source of this 387-nucleotide messenger RNA. RefSeq names its product chemocyanin-like. The transcript has 2 exons. Bases 1 to 387 code for a protein of 128 amino acids. The record is from RefSeq and is a predicted model, not a curated record. Gene Ontology annotation, molecular function: electron transfer activity. Gene Ontology annotation, cellular component: plasma membrane. NCBI's taxonomy places the organism in Eukaryota, Viridiplantae, Streptophyta, Magnoliopsida, Poales, Poaceae.
AUGGCACGGGGAAGCGGCAUGAAGCUGGCCGGGCACGGUCUCCUCCUGGUCUUCCUGAUACUGCUGCAGGGUGGUGUGGCGCACUCAAGGGAGUGGUACGUUGGCGACCAGAAGGGCUGGACCUUCGGCGUCAUGGGCUGGCCUAACUUCAAGCCCUUCAGGGAAGGCGACGUGCUAGUUUUCAAGUACGACCGUGCGGCGCAGAAUGUGAUAAUGGUGGACGACUUCGGGUUCGGAACCUGCACCAGGCACCCUGCCAACGCCACGGUAUACGACUCCGGCAACGACCGCAUCAGGCUCUCCCGCGGCCUCGUCAACUUCAUCAGCGGCGUCUCGGAUAACUGCUACAAGGGCGGCGUCAAGAUCACACUCACCGUCAGGGUGUGA